Molecule: messenger RNA, 756 nt
Organism: Scheffersomyces stipitis CBS 6054
Lineage: Eukaryota; Fungi; Ascomycota; Pichiomycetes; Serinales; Debaryomycetaceae
Gene: ADE8
Product: phosphoribosylglycinamide formyltransferase
Exons: 1
Coding region: 1-756 (251 amino acids)
Biological process (GO): 'de novo' IMP biosynthetic process
Cellular component (GO): cytoplasm
Molecular function (GO): phosphoribosylglycinamide formyltransferase activity
Source: RefSeq, a predicted model, not a curated record
AUGACCGUCAAUAUCACAGUGCUUAUCUCAGGCUCGGGCACCAACCUUCAGGCGCUCAUCGAUGCUCAGAAGGCCAACAAGCUACAAGAUGUCAGAAUCAACGAAGUCAUCUCUUCAAGUACCCAGGCAUAUGGCUUAACUCGUGCUGAAAAUGCGGGCAUAGCCACCAAGACCCAUGUAUUGAAAGACUACUACAAAGGUACAACCAAGGAGCAGACUGAGGAACGCAAACAGAGAAGGGAGCAGUUCAAUAAGGACUUGGCUAACUUGCUUAUAUAUGGCAAAGUAGCAAAGGAAUCUGAAAAAUCUGAAUCAAAACCUGAAAAUCCUGACAGUUCCACCUAUGUAAAGCCGGACCUUAUUGUAUGUGCUGGAUGGAUGCUUAUCCUCUCGCCAGCAGUGUUGACACCUUUGGAAGCUCAAGGUAUCACCAUCAUCAACUUACAUCCGGCAUUGCCUGGAGCAUUUGACGGAACUCAUGCUAUAGACAGAGCAUGGCAGGCAGGACAAGACGGAAAGAUCACCAAGGGCGGUGUAAUGAUCCACCGAGUGAUAGCAGAGGUUGACCGUGGGGCACCCAUCUUGGUCAAGGAGUUGGAGUUGAAGAAGGAAGAGACGUUGGAAGAGUAUGAAUCCAGAGUGCAUGCCGUAGAACAUGUAGCCAUAGUAGAGGGUACAAGUAUCAUAUCUAAGGAGUUGGAGGCUGCAAAGACGGUGGAGAAACUUGGAGAGUUGAAGCUUGAGGAGAAGAUCUAG